GCAAAAGCUGGCCCAUCCUGCCACUUCGCACCGCUAUCACGCCAGCAAGCAGGUUUGAGAAGACCACAUCAUCUCAUAAAGAAUGACCUUGAAACAUGCUGAAUAUAUUUUGAGACAACCGUACCGAUAGUUUUUCUAUAUGUCGGGUCUCUUUUCUUGUCUUUUCUCGAGAGGUUUUUUUCCAGUACAUAGAAUCAGUUCCGCAGCUGGUUGAGAGGAGCAUUUCACCAAACUAGCUAGCCUCUAUCUCAAUUCCAAAAGCCGCUGCCAACAAUGCCAGUCAAAGCGGCGGACUCGAUCCGCUACCGUGCCGAUGAAAGGGCUCAGGGAAAACUUCUGACAGCUAAGGAAAGGCUUAAGCUGAUCGAGCCCUACCUUCCUGAACGACCCGUGGACCGGGAGCAACGGGCGCGGCGCAAGUCGGUGCUGGGGGUCAGGCGCUUCCUCGCCAACCAGCUGUACCUAUUCGUCUACGUUCUGAUCCACACCGUCUUCUCGCUUUAUAUCCGCUCCCGUCAGGUCUACCACUUUUGCAAGGACCGCACCCGCUCCAUCUUGUCGUAUCACCACCGCACUCCCGAGAUAAUAGAGGGAGAUGUCAAAAAGCUCGGGAGGAUCCCCAAGCACUUGAGUGUCAUACUCCGCUUGGAGGAGGAUAGCGGUAGGGCCGGUGCCGAGCUCGAGAGACUGGUCAACGAGGUGGCCGAUAUUGCCGCUUGGUGCGCAUGCGCAGGCAUCCCCAAGCUAUCCGUUUAUGAAAAGACAGGCAUACUCAAGGGCUACCUGCAAAAGACUCACCGCGCAGUCUCUGCCAAACUGGCAUCCUACUAUGGCGACUGUCACCCAGCACUAAUUGUCAAGGCACCACACACUCCCUCUAUCGAGUCUGACCCGUCCGCCGAGAGUGGCUCUGAUGACAAGCACAUUACUGUUCUUCUCCUCUCUGCCGAGGAUGGUCGGGAUUCGCUUGUCGACCUUACCAAGACGCUGACAGAGAUGGCGCAAGCUGAGAAGCUAUCGCCAGCUGAUAUCAACAUGGACGUCAUCGACACGGAGCUGACCGAGAGCGUCAUGGACGAGCCCGACCUACUGAUUCACUUUGGUCCGCACGUCGUUCUGGAUGGCUACCCACCGUGGCAGAUCCGUCUAACAGAGAUCUACCAUGCCCAAGACAACAACAGCGUCGGGUACCAGGUGUUCCUCCGCGGCCUCCAGAACUAUUCUCGUGCACAGUUUAGAAACGGCAAAUAGGUCUUGGACCGCCCGGGGAUGUUAUCCUGUACCUGGUGAAGGCAGAAAAGUUUCUUUUCUUGGCUGCUUAUCCACAUUAUAAUAGCUGUUCUUCAUUCUACAUGUAGACGAUUGACUCGUCGACUCAUCAAACAUUUGAAAAUCAAAGGAGCGGCUCGGUACGUAAUUCCAACUGUCUUAUGAAUGUGAUUUACCCAAUACUACUAGGUGUUGAGUGACCAUGGGCCAGUCUUUUGGACUGCUGCAACUGUAAAAAAUCAACUGCCGCCCAUUCGGAAAUUUCCUAGGGACGUUGUCCCACAGCAAUGUCAGGAGGGUUAACGCUGUUGAGGAGAGAUGGGUUAAAAAGACUUGUCGAUGUGAGCCGUUUCGAUGCGCCAGCCUAUUCAUCACCUACUGCAAUACCACUUCGUAGGAAAUGUAUACGCGCUGACUCGUCUACCCCCAGGUGACAUGGACCCACCACACAAGGUCGCAGCAUCUGUACUUUCAGCCCGUACUAAAAUCGGUAGAUAUCGAGAUGUCAUUCCCUGC
Molecule: messenger RNA, 1785 nt
Organism: Pyricularia grisea
Lineage: Eukaryota; Fungi; Ascomycota; Sordariomycetes; Magnaporthales; Pyriculariaceae
Exons: 3
Coding region: 274-1251 (325 amino acids)
Cellular component (GO): endoplasmic reticulum membrane; dehydrodolichyl diphosphate synthase complex
Molecular function (GO): ditrans,polycis-polyprenyl diphosphate synthase [(2E,6E)-farnesyl diphosphate specific] activity
Source: RefSeq, a predicted model, not a curated record